AUGAUGAGGCAUAGACAAAUACGUGAUGGAGACUUCAAGUUUCUAUGUGCGCUGUUGCUUCUAGGAUUAUCCGACACAGCCCGGGCUGCGGACUGCCAGGGCUGUGCACCACCGUGUAUAUGUGAGGGACAGAAGGGCUUGCCUGGUGCUUCUGGCUUACCAGGCCUGCGUGGUCCCGAAGGGUUGCCUGGCUUCCCUGGGCCUGAAGGACCUGUUGGAGCAGCAGGCUUGCCUGGAGACCGAGGAGAAUUCGGUGCUCAGGGAGAGAAGGGAUAUCGAGGACAAGAAGGAUUGUCAGGAUUUCCUGGCAUCACAGGAAUUCCAGGGCAGCCAGGUCUGGAGGGUCCAGUGGGUCCUGAAGGUUAUCCAGGCUGCAAUGGAUCAAAG
Messenger RNA from Candidula unifasciata, 387 nucleotides. NCBI's taxonomy places the organism in Eukaryota, Metazoa, Mollusca, Gastropoda, Stylommatophora, Geomitridae. The record is from the annotation of a GenBank genome assembly.